This is a messenger RNA of Sphaeramia orbicularis (orbiculate cardinalfish), 3862 nucleotides long. RefSeq names its product signal transducing adaptor molecule (SH3 domain and ITAM motif) 1 (gene stam). Lineage: Eukaryota; Metazoa; Chordata; Actinopteri; Kurtiformes; Apogonidae. Bases 373 to 1938 code for a protein of 521 amino acids. The record is from RefSeq and is a predicted model, not a curated record. Gene Ontology annotation, cellular component: ESCRT-0 complex. The transcript has 14 exons. Gene Ontology annotation, molecular function: phosphatidylinositol binding; ubiquitin binding. Gene Ontology annotation, biological process: protein transport to vacuole involved in ubiquitin-dependent protein catabolic process via the multivesicular body sorting pathway.
CACGUGAUCAGCAUCACCUGACGAUGACAUGUUAUUUUUUUUUUUUUAAUGGAAAGGACAAUUUGACGCCUGUAGUUGAAGGUUUUCUUGUGUAGAAUACUAGCAGAAGACUGUAGGGCUGUGUGUCUGUGACUGUGAGGUUCUAGUUAAUGUAAGCAGUUUAUUUUAGACAGGACAGCCUGCUUGUGUUACCCAGAAUGCCCCGCUUGUUGCCGUCUGGCGAAGCAGUGACUGUGUAGAAUAGAACCAGCCAACAGUAUCUGACAUUUGGAAAGUUGACGCUACUAUGCAUUUAUAUCGUAUGAAAUAAAACACAGAGGGAAAGACAACAAUAGGGGAAGGAGAAUUUUUGUCGUCUUCGAGACACCAGCAAUGCCUCUCUUCACGACCAACCCCUUUGACCAAGAUGUUGAGAAAGCAACCAGUGAGAUGAACACAGCUGAGGACUGGGGCCUCAUUCUGGACAUAUGUGAUAAGAUAGGACAGUCACGCACUGGGCCAAAGGAAUGUCUCCGCUCUAUAAUGAGAAGAGUGAACCACAAGGACCCCCAUGUGGCCAUGCAGGCACUGACUCUCCUUGGUGCUUGUGUCUCAAACUGUGGGAAGAUUUUCCAUUUGGAGGUUUGCUCCAGGGAGUUUGCAAGUGAAGUCAGCAAUGUCUUAAACAAGGGCCACCCUAAAGUAUGUGAGAAGCUGAAGGCUCUGAUGGUGGAGUGGGCGGAGGACUUUCGCAAUGAUCCCCAGCUCAGUCUGAUCUCAGCUAUGAUCAAGAAUUUACGUGAGCAGGGUGUCACUUUCCCUGCUGUGGGGUCCCAGGCUGCAGAACAAGCCAAAGCAAGCCCGGCUUUAGUAGCAAAGGAUCCCUCCACCUCAACAAACAAAAAAGAGGAGGAAGACUUGGCCAAAGCUAUUGAGUUGUCACUGAAGGAACAACGUCAGCAGCCACAGACCUCCCUAUCGAGCCUUUACCCAAGCACCUCCAGCCUGCUCUCCUCUCACAAGUCUGACGGCAGAAAAGUCCGGGCCAUCUAUGACUUUGAGGCCGCCGAGGACAACGAGCUCACCUUCAAGUCAGGAGAAAUCAUCACCAUCCUGGACGAUAGUGAUCCUAACUGGUGGAAAGGGGAAACAUACCAGGGAGUGGGGUUGUUCCCUUCUAACUUUGUCACCGCUGACCUCACUGCAGAGCCAGAGAUGAUAAAGACAGAGAAAAAGUCAGUACAGUUCAGUGAGGACAUCCAGGUGGAAACUAUAGAGCCAGAGCAAGAACCUGUGUAUAUAGAUGAGGACAAAAUGGAUCAACUACUGCAGAUGAUCCAGAGUGCAGAUCCCACAGACAACCAGUCAGACAGUGUGGAGUUACUACAGCUGGAAGGUGCAUGUAAUCAAAUGGGACCCCUCAUUGACCAGAAGUUGGAGGAUAUAGACAGGAAGCACUCUGAGCUGUCGGAGCUGAACGUGAAGGUGAUGGAAGCUUUGUCUCUGUACGCCAAGCUGAUGAACGAAGAUCCAGUCUACGCCAUGUAUGCAAAGCUGCAAAGCCAACAGUACUACAUGCAACAACCUGCUAACACAGCACAACAGGUCUACCCCGGUCAGCCUGCAUCAGGGUCCUAUGCCAUGAGUGGCACUGGGGUGCAGGGUUACACCGUUCCUAUGGAGCAGCUUCCUGCUGGAACCCCCAUUCCUGGUCAACCAGCUCCUGGUGAUGUUCAUAUGUACAUGGGCCAGCCGCCGGUCUACACUGCAGCUCCAGGCAGCAUGGCCCCGGCAGACGUUCAGUCUUACCAGAACCCGGCCAGUGCCCCUGGUCCGGCCCCGGCCACAAACCCCGCAGGCCUGACACAGAUACCAAACUACAGCGCUCCCUCCGGCCAGAGCAUAGCACCUUCCUCAGACGCCCCACAGGCCCCUUACGUGGAGAAAGCCUUGCUAUAGGGCCCCCUGAAAUCACUGUAAUCUUCACGCAUACACGUACACACUAAAUCACACGCCAGACCUGAUCAAAUAGUGGUUGUAAAUGAUUUUUUUUAAAUGAUUAUGUUUUAUAAAUUCUUCAGAUGAUCUCAUUUCUCAUUUUCAUCUAAUCGGGUAAACUUUGACAUCUGGCACACUUCCCCAAAGUUCGUACCUGUAAAGACAGUUACACACUUUGGACCUGAUGAUCUCCAAAAUACUCUUCAGAUUUAAUCAUGACAAAAGCAUAGUCCAUUUAAAAAAGAAAAAAAAAAAAAGACUAACAUUUAAACACUAUUGUUGUGUGGGAUUUUUCCUUUAAUUCUACUAUUUGAUCAUGUAUGAAGACGACACACAGGCAUUCCUUCAGGUCGUUCUUAACAUUAACACUGGAGCUACAUACACACUACACACACAGACAAACAGAUAGAAACGUUAUAGGGGAUAAAGGCAGUGGAGCUGCUCACAAACACAGCUGCACCAGUGAGUUCACACACCCGCAGUAGUAUGUCAUGAUUUACCUUUACUUACACUCUAACAUGGAGAGAAAUCCACAGUAUGCCACAGCCUUCUCAUCCACAUAAACACCCGCAGCGCUAAGUGAGUGGCAGGAAAAGGGGGCGUCAACUUUCAUGAUCUUUUUAACAGAAAAAGGACUGGAUGAAAAUAGGCUACUACACUCUGUAUAUGUUGUUAACUUUUAGAAGUACUGAAGACUGAAGCCACUUUUUUUUUUGUUUUUGGAGGGAAAAGAAACAAGAGGAAGCAUGCACAUCACUCUUGUAAAUACUGUACCGAAUUAGUAGUGAAGCCACACGAUGGCCUCAUGGAUGGGCUGUAUGUUAGAACAGCUCCUGGGGUUUUUGUUUUCCACAGCCUUAAAGGUGAACUCUGCAGUCACCACGUCCCGAAAUCGAGUAAAAACGUCAACGGUGUAAACGCCAAAGACAAAAGAACAAAAACGAGAAAUACCUACAUGCGUUAUUUUGGCAUGGGUGCUUUACGUUAGUCGGUACUUUUCCUUCAUUGUAACUGAGACUUCGUACUGCAGAGUCCUCCUUUCGGACGUGAGCAGCUGUGCAUCCUCAGGCGUGGACGUCGAGGGUCAGUCCUCAUUCAGGGGCCGUACUAACAGACCUGUACCACAGACUUGGCUACUAAGGGGCGAACUCGCUGAACCCCCCCCCCCCCCCAGUGUCUUUAAAGCAUCUCUUUAGUCUGUGUUUAAAUGAAUACUAUGUUUUUUGUAGUGCAUUUUAAUUUAUGUUUUGAUUAUUGUUAUGCUAUUUUAAACGGAGAAGCAGUGCAGGAUGUAUGUAUUCAGAGAAAAGCGGAGUAUGUGAUAUUCCGCCUAACUUAGUUGUAUAUUUAAAUCGCUCACUCAAGAACUUGGACUUUUCUCUCUGUGUUUGAUACAUGCUUAUUGUACUGUAGGGUCAAAUGGUAAUGUGAAAAAUGAUCCAACCUCCCCAUCUGACCUGUCCUUUCUCAGAUCUGUGUUAACACUAAAACAUAUUCUACCUGAAGGAGAGGACAGCACAGUCAGGACUUGUAGACAUCGCUUUACCGGUUUCUUCGUGAGGCUACGUUCACCCUGCGUAGCUUAAGUGUUCUAUUCAGAUUUAUUCCCAUCAUGUUCUGGUUUAAUAUUAGAUUGCAGUCCUGAACUGACCACAAGACAUCACAUACUUUUUAGGUUGUUCUGAAGAAAACAUGGAGGCCAUUAAGUCAGUGUAAAGGAGUUUUAUGUAGUGUUGAUUUUCACACCAGAACACACCUAUCACUACCAAAUCCACCAGUGGGUCUUCUAUGUGUCCACAGAUUGUAUCGCUCAGUGAAUAAAGUAUGAAGCUCAUUGUUUAAUCACAUUUGUAUUAUGGUAUCAUCAAGUUGUUUUCUUUAAACU